Messenger RNA from Glycine soja, 1711 nucleotides. Its product is annotated as nematode resistance protein-like HSPRO2. The transcript has a single exon. The record is from RefSeq and is a predicted model, not a curated record. Gene Ontology annotation, biological process: defense response. Bases 56 to 1633 code for a protein of 525 amino acids. Gene Ontology annotation, molecular function: heme binding; metal ion binding. Lineage: Eukaryota; Viridiplantae; Streptophyta; Magnoliopsida; Fabales; Fabaceae.
ACUUUCCGUAAAUUCAUAUUUCAAACCACCGCGACUUUCAAAUUCCUCGUUCUUCAUGCUCCCCAACCCAACAUUCCCAUCCACUCCUCAAUUUCCUCUUUCUUUCAAACUUCACAUGCCACAACUCUUCUCCUUCAUCUCAUAUAAAUACCCUUCCUUCUUCCCUCUUCCCUCUUCAAUUCAUUCCACACAACAAAAACACCAAUUCUCCACCCUCUCAUUGAAAAAAAACAACCAAACAAAAAAAUCAAUCAUUUUAUUUUAUUUUUCUACGAAAAUGGUUGAUUUACAUUGGAAAUCAAAGAUGCCUAGUUCCAAAACACCAAAACUCUCUCUCUCCGACAACAAGUCCUUACCCUCUUUGCAACUACCCUUCCGCACCACAGAUAUCUCUCCCGCCGCUCCUUCCGUUUGCGCCGCUUACGACUACUAUCUCCGUCUUCCUCAACUCAGAAAGCUUUGGAACUCCACUGAUUUUCCUAAUUGGAACAACGAACCGAUUCUAAAACCAAUUUUGCAAGCUCUCGAAAUCACGUUCCGCUUUCUUUCCAUUGUUCUCUCCGAUCCCAGACCUUACUCCAACCACAGAGAAUGGACUCGCCGGAUAGAGUCUCUCAUCACGCAUCAAAUUGAAAUCAUUGCCAUACUUUGUGAAGAUGAGGAACAAAAUUCCGACACACGUGGCACUGCACCAACCGCUGAUCUCAGCAGCAGCAAUAGCAGCGUGAGCAGAAGCUACAGCGAGGCGAGCCUGCUUCCUCGGCUUGCCACGUGGUACAAAUCCAGGGACGUGGCGCAGAGGAUCCUUCUCUCCGUGGAAUGCCAAAUGAGGAGGUGCUCCUACACGCUUGGUUUGGGCGAGCCGAACCUAGCGGGGAAGCCGAGCCUGCUCUACGACCUCGUGUGCAAGCCGAAUGAGAUCCACGCACUGAAGACGACGCCGUACGACGAGCGCGUGGAGAACCAUGAGAACCACGCGGUGCACGCCACGCACCAGAUCGCGGAGUCGUGGAUUCACGCGUCGCGGAAGGUUCUGGAGAGAAUCGCGGACGCGGUGCUCUCCAGAACCUUCCAGAAAGCAGCAGAGGACUGCUACGCCGUGGAGAGGAUCUGGAAGCUUCUCGCGGAGGUGGAGGACCUCCACCUGAUGAUGGAUCCGGACGAUUUCUUGAGGCUAAAGAAUCAACUCUCGGUGAAAUCCUCGAGCGGCGAAACGGCAUCGUUCUGCUUCAGAUCGAAUGAGUUAGUGGAACUGACGAAGAUGUGCAGAGAUCUGAGGCACAAGGUGCCGGAGAUAUUGGAGGUGGAGGUGGAUCCGAAGGGAGGACCGAGGAUUCAAGAGGCGGCGAUGAAGCUCUACGUUUCGAAGAGCGAGUUCGAGAAGGUUCACUUGUUGCAGGCGAUGCAGGCGAUUGAGGCGGCGAUGAAGAGAUUCUUCUACGCGUAUAAGCAGGUGUUGGCGGUGGUGAUGGGAAGCUCAGAGGCUAACGGUAACCGAGUUGGGUUGAGUUGCGACUCGGCUGACUCGUUGACUCAGAUUUUCCUUGAACCGACGUAUUUUCCAAGCUUGGAUGCCGCCAAGACUUUUCUUGGAUACCUGUGGGAUAAUAACGAUAAUAACAAAUGGAUAUGAAAACGAAAAAAAAAAAACAAAAACGAUGGUCAGAGUGAAAAUUUCUUUAUGGAUGGAUAAUGUUAUUCAGUUUAGUUU